AAGCCAUUAAAAACACAACAGGGCUGCUCUUCUAAACACAAACACGUUUACUAGCAAACAAACAAACAAACAAACAAACGGUUAGAAGUCGACACCGGAAAUUAUUAUUAUUUUUUUUUUUAAUUCGUUGCGACUCGUUGAUUUGCUUUUUUGUGCAUUUUAACUACCUGUAAACAUAUUCCCGUCUGUACAUUAGAGACACGGUGUGAUGGUGGAGGACAGCGAGCUCCAGGACAUUCAGUACUUCCUCACAGCGACCGGACGAUCCUGCUGCGCGUGCACCAAAAUAGUUAUUACACUGUUUCAGUUCAUAUUAUUAUUUUAUUUUAUUUAAACAAUCAUGGCUGCCGCUUUGCUUGGAAGAGGAACAGGAUUACGUUGUAUGAACAGGGAGUUGUGCCGAGUCGUGUGGAGGCCACAGACUGCACUGUUCAGCUCCAAACCACCAGACAGAAAACAACCACUGCGCAGGACCCACAUCAAGAAGGCCCAGAAGCAGCCGGCAUUGGAUGUCGCUAAACUUCUGGGGGAACUCUUCCACCAGCCUGGACUGGACACGGCGCCACCUGCUGCUCGGACUACCAAACCUCCCACCACCUUUUCCUCGAUGAACGUCUCCUCCUCAAACGAUCCUCCUUUGUCGAAGACCGAGCCGGCAGCGUCCAUCCCUCCGGCCGCUUCUAGUUUUAAACACAUCAAUGCUCGUAGUUUUUCCAGUGCGACUGUUCCUACAACCUCGGGUUCAACACCGGCAUCAUUAGCAUCCGGAGCAGCCGCAGUAGAAGUCUUAAUAGAAACCACAAUAGAGUCGCCAAUGGAGCAUACCCUAUCCCACCAAGUGGAGCAUACCCUAUCCCACCAAGUGGAGCAUACCCUAUCCCACCCAAUGGAGCAUACCCUAUCCCACCAAGUGGAGCAUACCCUAGCCCACCCAAUGGAGCAUACCCUAUCCCACCCAAUGGAGCAUACCCUAUCCCACCCAAUGGAGCAUACCCUAUCCCACCCAAUGGAGCAUACCCUAUCCCACCAAGUGGAGCAUACCCUAUCCCACCCAAUGGAGCAUACCCUAUCCCACCAAGUGGAACAUACCCUAUCCCACCCAAUGGAGCAUACCCUAUCCCACCCAGUGGAGCCUUCAGUAGAAGCUCCAGCUGAAGAAGUGCAAACCAAAAGCUUGGACGUUUCCUACAGUGCCAAAGUAGAACCUUUGAUAGAAACCACAAUAGAGUCGCUGGUAGAAGUCAGCCAUUUUACCGUGGGAACACUAGAAACCAGAGCUGCUGCUGCUGAGGGUCCAGUUGAGCCUCCGAUAGACGUAGCGACUCAAAAAGUAACAGACUUGGGUCCUGUUAACCUCUCGCACGCUGCCGAAGAAGAACCUUUGAUAGAAACCACAAUAGAACCAGCAGUAGAGGCCGGCGCUUCUCCGGUUUCUGAAGGUACAAUAGAGACUGCAAUAGAAACUGAAUCAGGCGACAACCUCUCGCACUCCGCCUCAAUCCAGAACGCAGAAGAAUCUGCACCCUUGACCUUGAAAAACGAACCCACAAAAGAAUCCACAAUGGAAUCGGUAAAUGCCGUAGCGGAGGAGGUAGCGAACAGGUCUGAAGAGAUGACCUUAGAGUCCAUAACGCUCCACGUGGACCAGGUUUUAGUGGCGUCCUUCGAAGCCGACAAGCUCCUCCGAAAGAUAACGGUUCUGGAUGAACAGGCGGAAAAACAGGUCCGGAAGCUGUUGGUCCAGACGGAGAUUGGAGCCAAGAGUGAAGACGAGCGUGAGAGUUUAACCGAAGUGCUCUCGAAAUGGGACUCUUUGUCGGAGGACCUUCAAGAGUUGGAAGGUGAAAGUGUCAAGCUUCUCUGUCUCACUCCUCCCAAGACUCCAGCCGAUCCAACAGGUGGAUCGGCUGGAGAGCGGACGGAGGAGACGGCCACCGGAACCGAAGCCGUGAUCCUGGAGUCCAGAACUCUAGCGGAAGUAGAAGCAGAAGUUGGAGGUCUUGAAACGAGGAACGCGCUCGAGGACGAAGCCGACGCGCCGGCAAAAGAGGAGAAGUUGGAAGUUGCGACCGCGAUAGACGACGAGGCGCUUUUUGAGGAGACGGCCGAGGCUGAAUUAUUAACGUUAGAUUCCAUCUCUGAAGCCGCCGUCGUCGUGCUGGAGGCCAUGAGCCUGGAGUCUGUGACUUUGGCCGAGGUCGAGGCCUCCUUGGGAACUCUGGAGAAGGAAUCUCUGAGCGAAACCAUGACUCUUUUGGAUAAAGCGGCCGAAAUCGUGGCCGGAGAGCAGAAGACGGAGGUGGAGGACGUAGUGCCGCCUGAAGAGGCGCCCGAGGCUCUAUUUCUGGCUGAAGAUCUGCAGAUGGACGCGCUGAUGGAGGAGCAGCUCUUUUCCAUUCCUACUCCUGUGAGCGCGGCAACGGGAGACCGGAUCGGUCGGGAAGCCGUGAGAGCGAAUACUUCGGCCGCAACGGUUGCCGCCGGGUCAGUCGACGUCGAUGCAGCACCUGACGUGACAGAUGAUCUGAAGGAGGAAGUGCUGGAGGAGGAGGAGGAGGAGGAGGAGGAGGAGGAGGAGGGACCACCGACUGAAGCCUCGGGGAAAGAAGAUGGACCAGAAGCACACGCGAAUUUAGAUCCGGUACAGAGACUCUUCCUGGAGAAGAUCAAAGAAUACAACAACAUGCGCAGGUUGAAUGGAGGACCGUUGGAGGCGGAGCCAGACUACGAAAAGUACCUAUCAGAGGAGACGGCAAAGCUCCGGAGACUUUAUGGAGGAGGAGACCUGAGCAGCUUCCCUCGGUUCACCUUCACAGAGCCACAAUUGGACCAGGACUCCAAAUGAUCCGUGACAUCUACCCCCUACCACACACACACACACACACCUACACACACUCUGUUUUCUUCCUUAACCCCUUCCCCCUCCAUUACCUCCUCGUUUCGCAUUUCACUCCAUCGGAGAACAGAAAGAGAGAAGAGGAAGCACGUGAAGUUUGUUUAGGUGAUUUGCCAUAAUGAACAUGUACUACAUGGCUGUUUGUUUUUAUUGUGCAAUAAUGAUAGUAGUGCAUUCAAUUAUGUUGUUCUCAGAUGUUGUGUGUUUUAUGUUAAAUGUAAUUAAAGCGUCACAGAGCAUCGAGGCCUGUGUGAACAGCAGGUGGAGCUGUCAGGUCAACCUUUUCUAUUUGACUCCAUUUAUCACCGUCUACCUCUCUAUGUCCUCACACUCUCCCUCUUUCUGCUCGUUCUUGCUCUUCCCUCUCUCUCUCUCUCUCUCUGCUGUGUGGUGACAGAGGCAGUCUUUGCCAAGUCAGAUCCCCCCCACAGUCACGACUCUGUGAUAAGAGAUGGCGUGAGUCACAACCACAGUCACAACCACACACACACAAAA
This is a messenger RNA of Cyclopterus lumpus (lumpfish), 3391 nucleotides long. RefSeq names its product armadillo-like helical domain-containing protein 4. Gene Ontology annotation, molecular function: proton transmembrane transporter activity. The record is from RefSeq and is a predicted model, not a curated record. NCBI's taxonomy places the organism in Eukaryota, Metazoa, Chordata, Actinopteri, Perciformes, Cyclopteridae. The transcript has 8 exons. Bases 341 to 2845 code for a protein of 834 amino acids. Gene Ontology annotation, biological process: proton motive force-driven ATP synthesis.